AAAGAGAAAAACAUCCUAAAAUUUAAUUAAAAAGCUCACAUUUCCUUCCUCUACUUCAGAUCCUUCCCAGAUGCCCAAAUCCUCUUUUCCCCUUAACUACCCUUUCUACCCCUCCAACCUCCACCACCGCCGCUCCCACCGUCGCCGCUGUCGCAGAUUUCUAUGUUUUACAAAGGCCCUUUCAUCUUAGCUCUUUCUCUCUGCUUAGGACUCAUUCUCGGCGCCGGCUAAAAUUCAACUCCGAUAGGAUAAGAAAUGCUGGUUCCUGGAUCUGUAGGGUUUGACGUCGUCGUUUUGGUAUCCUUGCUUGGUGUCUUUUUGGUAAUCCGCCAUAAGUUGAGGACUGCGGCGGCCAGGAAAGAGGAACUUACGAGGUUGCUCGAAAUGGUCUCGCAUGAAUCCGCCGUGGUGGAAGCUCAAGCCACCGCUGAGUACGGUUACUAUCCCAAGUACCAGUGUGCUGUUUGCUUUGCCCCUACAACUACCCGCUGUUCUCGUUGCAAAUCUGUUCGUUACUGUUCUGGCAACUGUCAAAUAAUGCACUGGAGACAAGGCCACAAAGAUGAAUGUCACCCUCCUGAUUUUGCAGCGAAAAAGCAGUCUGGACUUCACAGCUAUGAUUCUGAGGUGGACAAUGCAUUUAAUAUAUCUUCUGAUUCCUCAUCAGUGGUAGAAGAUUGUGAUGGUGGUGGUAAUGUUAAGCCUCAUGUAGAUGCCAUAGAAACAGUACCAUCCAGUUCCUCGUCAUUAACCGGCUUGAGUCCAUCUGGUGCCAGUAGUGAAUCACUGCUUGAUGUUUCUCCCAGCAGGACUCUUCUGUCUGGCCAUAAUGACAAGUUAGGCAGACAGAAUUCUGAUGAUAUUGCCACUGGUAUACCUAAAAGCAGGACUUCUGCUAAGAACAUGAAAAAAACUAUCUCGCCUUCAUCAGAGUCUAAUAAUUGGAGCAAAUUAAUAAACAAGAAGAAAUCCACUCAUGAAGAAGUUGAAAUGAGAAGGCAGAUUUUUAAGAAUAAUAAUCUCAUGCCUGAUGGUGGCCAUCCUAAAAAAGGUGUCUAUAACAAGUCAACCAGAGCUGUUUCUUCUGAAUCAUUAGGUACUGAUGCAUCCAAGAUUAGUAACUUAAGAUCCCUGGGCAUUUCAAGGACUAGAACUGUAACUGGUGAUAGAGAAGAUGUCUUGCAACUUUGUGAAAGUAAACACUUCACAACUUACUCAUGUAGUACUUCUUGUCAUCAUUCAUCUUCUGCACCUGGAGGGCAUUCUGUUCAGAGUUCCAACUCUGGCUUGCCUGCAAAAAUUAAUGCUGCCCCUACCUUGCCACCGACUUCUAGUAAUGGCUUGAAAAUGUCCUUGAGGAAGGUUGUACAGCAGUUCAAAGCCUCCAAAGAGUCUAAAUCUCAUCUUUUUGGUUUUGGUAAUGAGGCUGAUGGAAAACACAAUUACAAGAUUAUCUUUCCAUAUGAACUAUUCAUGGAACUAUACACUUAUGAUGCAGUGGAACUAUGCCCAUUUGGCCUUAAUAAUAUUGGGAACAGUUGUUAUGCUAACGCUGUCCUUCAGUGUUUGGCUUUUACUCGGCCGCUUACCUCAUACCUUGUCAAAGGACUCCACUCUAAAGCAUGUCGAAAAAAGGAGUGGUGCUUCAUCUGUGAGUUUGAAUGUUUGAUUUUCGAGGCAAAGGAAGGGGAUUCCCCUUUGUCCCCAAUCCGGAUAUUAUCCAAAAUACAAAAAAUUGGAAGUAAUCUUGGUCCUGGGAAGGAAGAGGAUGCCCAUGAAUUUUUGAGGUAUGCAGUUGAUGCAAUGCAGUCUGUUUGCCUCAAAGAAGCAAGGGCUACAGGUCCACUGGCUGAAGAGACAAGUUUAAUUGGCCUGACUUUUGGAGGUUAUCUUCAUUCUAAGAUAAAGUGCAUGAAGUGCCUUGGUAAAUCUGAGAAGUAUGAGAGGAUGAUGGAUCUAACUGUUGAGAUUGAUGGGGACAUUGGAAGUUUGAAGGAGGCACUUGCACAGUUUACAGCUACAGAAAUUUUGGAUGGAGAGAACAAAUAUCAUUGCACUAGGUGCAAAUCUUACGUAAAAGCAAGAAAGAAGUUGACGGUAUUAGAGGCACCGAAUAUUCUCACCAUUGUUUUAAAGCGGUUCCAGUCUGGAAAUUUUGGGAAGUUAAAUAAGUCGGUUCAGUUUCCUGAGAUCCUUGAUUUGGCCCCAUAUAUGAGUGGAGAAAGUGAUAAGGUUGUCAUUUACAAUCUCUAUGGUGUGGUGGUUCACUUGGAUGUAAAUAAUGCUGCCUUCUCAGGACAUUAUGUUUGUUAUGUGAAGAGUUUCCGAGGGGAGUGGUUCAGGAUUGAUGACAGCACGGUAAUACCAGUUUCAUGGGAGAGGGUCUUACUUGAAGGGGCAUACAUGCUACUCUAUGCGAGGCACUCUCCAAUGGCCCCGGCUUUGGUUAGAAAAAAUCUGGAGUCUCAUGGUUCCAAGACUGGUAGGAAUUUGGAAGCUGUUCCUUAUCGCCAUGACGUAUCCAAGUCUAGACCCGACUCUAAAUUUUCAAAGUUGGAUCCAUCUAUAGCACAACGGAAACACAAGCAUCCUUCCAUGCAAAGAAUUCCUUCAGCUGAUUCCUCGAGUGAGAGUUCUUCCAUUUUCAGCAGCUCUGAUGCAAGCUCAUGCAGCACAACAAGCACCAAGGACUCUUCCAGGAGUGAAGACUUCUCAGAUUAUUUAUUCGGUGAAACGGGACCAGAAUGGUACAGCCAAUAUGGGAUUUCAUCGGAAACAGCUGCCUCAUCCUCCUAUCAUGAUUUCGAUGCAGAUUAGGGACGGAGAUGGAUUGCCAUGGUCGGUGGUUGAGGGGGAUGGGAAUUCAUCAACAUUUUUGUACUGACUCAGUUAGACAGCGUUAGAACAGUAACGGUAGAGCGACAGGCAUCGAGCAAGGAGGCUGGGCUAACCCAUUUGAUGUAAGAUCAUCGGGUGUUGCAUAUAGCAGAGCAAUCGUAGACGGAGCGACUCAAACGUUUUAUUGAGGUUUGAGUUGACGUAUAAUAAGAUGUAACUUUCAAUUAUUAAGUUUA
Hibiscus syriacus is the source of this 3074-nucleotide messenger RNA. Its product is annotated as ubiquitin carboxyl-terminal hydrolase 17-like. Gene Ontology annotation, biological process: protein deubiquitination. Gene Ontology annotation, cellular component: nucleus; cytosol. The transcript is spliced from 11 exons. The record is from RefSeq and is a predicted model, not a curated record. The coding region runs from base 256 to 2817 and encodes 853 amino acids. Gene Ontology annotation, molecular function: cysteine-type deubiquitinase activity; cysteine-type endopeptidase activity. Lineage: Eukaryota; Viridiplantae; Streptophyta; Magnoliopsida; Malvales; Malvaceae.